CUUCUGUCCCAGCUGGCUCAUGCCAUCCGCCUGCUCCUGGAGUACACAGACUCAAACUAUGAGGAAAAGAAGUACACGAUGGGGGACGCUCCCGACUACGACAGAAGCCAGUGGCUGAGUGAGAAAUUCAAGCUGGGCCUGGACUUCCCCAAUCUGCCUUACUUAAUUGAUGGGGCCCACAAGAUCACCCAGAGCAACGCCAUCCUUCGCUACAUUGCUCGCAAGCACAACCUGUGUGGGGAGACAGAAGAGGAGAAGAUUCGUGUGGACAUUUUGGAGAAUGAGGUUAUGGACACCCGCAUGGCGCUGGCCAGGCUCUGCUACAACCCUGACUUUGAGAAACUGAAGCCUGAGUACUUGGAGGCGCUCCCUGAAACAAUGAAGCUCUUCUCACAGUUUCUGGGGAAGAGGCCUUGGUUUGCAGGGGACAAGCUCACCUAUGUGGAUUUCCUGGCUUAUGACAUCCUUGAUCUUCACCGCAUAUUCGAGCCCAAGUGCCUGGAUGCCUUCUCUAACCUCAAGGACUUCAUCACCCGCUUAGAGGUGACUCCCCGGAUCCUCCUUCUAUUUCUUUCACUUUUGUUUUUUCCUCUUAUCUCUGAUGUUUUCCUUGUCCUGGAGCUAUCAUAAAGAAAAACUAGGAUU
Messenger RNA from Equus quagga, 645 nucleotides. Its product is annotated as glutathione S-transferase Mu 1-like. The annotation marks the transcript as partial. The transcript has 6 exons. Lineage: Eukaryota; Metazoa; Chordata; Mammalia; Perissodactyla; Equidae. The record is from RefSeq and is a predicted model, not a curated record. Gene Ontology annotation, molecular function: glutathione transferase activity. Gene Ontology annotation, biological process: glutathione metabolic process.